This is a messenger RNA of Morchella sextelata, 843 nucleotides long. RefSeq lists its product as uncharacterized. Bases 1 to 843 code for a protein of 280 amino acids. Gene Ontology annotation, cellular component: COG complex; membrane. The record is from RefSeq and is a predicted model, not a curated record. Lineage: Eukaryota; Fungi; Ascomycota; Pezizomycetes; Pezizales; Morchellaceae. Gene Ontology annotation, biological process: Golgi organization; intra-Golgi vesicle-mediated transport; protein transport. The transcript is spliced from 2 exons.
AUGAGCAGAUUUUACUUCGGUUCCGACUCGGACAGCGAUAAUGAUAAUGCCGACUCGCUGCCGUUCCCUGCGCCUCUUCCCCGAGAGGCUUUCUCCACCGAUAUCGACGCGCCGUUCUCGCCCACAGCAUUUUUAGCCACGCUGCGACACCGUCAUCAGACGCUUGAAGAUUUGCGCGCAGAGCUCCGCACAAGAAGUAAAGAUCUUGAAAAGGAACUUGUAGAGCUUGUUAACAGGGAUUAUGUCGAUUUUGUUGGAUUAGGGAGCUCAUUGAGCGGGGGUGAUGGAAGGGUAGAGGAUUUGAAGAUGGGAUUGUGGGGGUUCAAAAGGGAUAUCGAAGGCGUUGUGGGGAGGAUUAGGGAAGUAGUAGAAGAGGUUGAAAGAGAACUGAAGGCCAGGGAGGAUAUAAGGGCGGACAAGAUGCUCGCAAGGACAUUACUAGCCCUCUCGCAAAGACUUGACGAGCUCUCAUCCCUAUUACUUCUCGAUGGGUCAACCCCGGCAGAUUCAGCAUCACUAUUAUUUGAUGGUGACGGCGACGAAGAAGGAACAGGAGGAGAUGGGUUAACGAGUAUCGGCCGUCUGAGGAAGAUAGUUUCGGGAUAUCGUUAUGUCGUCCAGCACCUGGUACCUCGUGUACCAGCACAUCAUCCGUUCUUGAAAGCCCAGUUGCCUAGGAUCGCGAAAGUCAAGAAUACCUUGCUAUUGGAUCUUCGAAGUGCAUUGAAGGAAUCAAAGCUAGGAGAUGUGGAAAAAACUAUCGUGGUAAUGGGGUUCUAUGCCGAUCUUGGAGCAGAAAGUGAUGCAGUUAAGGUGUUAAGAGAGAUGAAAAAGGAGGGUUGA